UGAGGGAAGCACGCGAAUGUGGGCGCACAUCUUGAUCAGCUGCUUCCGGGCUGCGGCUUCUCGCGUCCAGGAUAUCAUAUAACCCUGGCCGCCGCGCUUCCUCUUGUUCUCUGUGCCCAUCUCGCCGAGGAGCGGGACAAUUACCGUACUUCCUCCCCCUUUCGUUCACAUUCGUCUCCCCCCUUUUCCUUCUUGCUCUUUGCCAACUCACUCUCGCCAUGCUCGUUCCCCUUCUCCUGCUAACCGCGCCCUUCGCCCGCGCCAUACUCACCAAUGUCACCAUCGGGACUCCUGAGCCCGAGGCUCUACCAGCGGCUUUCCACUGGGUAGCAGAGGAGUACUUGGGCCAGAAGUACGUGCGCUCAGAGGAAAAGGACGCGUAUGUGCUGUUCGGGUUCGAGGGGACUCGCCUCUAUCUCACCUUCCCCCGCUUUCUCGAUGCCGAUGGAUACAGCCAUUCCAACACUAGGGCUCUCAUAACGCUCGACGGCUACAAUCAGACGAUUGACAUGUCAGAGCACGGUCCUCCAUCCUACGUGUGGGCAGGGAUGAAUAACACGCAUCAUGUGUUGAACUUCACUGCAGGUGAUGGGGACUGGGCUGUCAUCGGGACCAUUGCGUAUACGACGGGCGAGGAAGACACCACCACCACUUCGAGCUCUUCUGAGCACGCGACCACCAUCUAUACGUCUAUCACCGUACACGCCACGUCGGAGGCUUUUAGCGCCGUCACCGACGACGCCUCUACUGCGACGGGCUCAGAGUCAUCAUCCGACGGUCAAGCUGCACCCACAUUGCUAUCACCAUCAGCAUCAGCAUCUUCAUCUGCAUCGCCGUCUGCUGUUGUCAAUUCAGCUUCGUCCUCUUCUUCUCCCAUACCCAUGGCCGUGGGUAUCUCGGUUGGCGGCGCCGUACUGCUCGCGGCCAUCCUGGUUUGGCUACUGUGGCGCCGGCGGGCAUGCUGCUUCGCGCGACGCGGCGACAGGGACCUCGCACGCGUAGACAUGGGAGGUGGCCCCGGUCCCUCCUGGCGCUCGCUCUUCGCCUCGCAAGGCGGCUCGCCGACGACAUCGCCCGGCGUCCUCGACUUCGAGAAGCAGCCCAUGACACAUGGCGCGAACCCGGCUGUGGGCGAAAGUGCGGCGUGGUCGCAGGCGGGCAGCCUUCCUUCGUUCGCCGCGGAUAGUGGGAGGAGCUUCGCGUCAACGAGCGCGCCGAUAACGCCCAACUAUGCGGUCGGGUACAACGAGUUCGCGGUGCGGCAGCAGGCGCAGGGCGCUGAGGCCCUUCCUAACCCGUGGCCGAACGACGGGAAGACGAAGCACCUGCUUGUGCCGCCGCCUCGCACGAGCUCGUUAGACGGUCGCGUCACGUCGACGAUCUCGGGGCUCUCGACGCUGUCGAGCGGCUGGCUUCCGUCUGAUGGCUCGCGCGCAGGAACGCCCCUGCCCCUGCGCGGAGAGACGUCUGUGCCUUUCAGCGGCUCCCAGACGAGCGGUCCUAGCGACCCGCGGUCGGCUACGCCUACGUCGACGCGCCCUCUCACUACGAGCCCGCUGUCUCAGCCCAUCGCCCUUGAGCACCAGUCUCGCUCGUCUGGUUAUCAUAUCGACUUCAAGAGGCCUCAGGCGCUCGCGCUCGUCGGUGAGCCCGCGGAGCAGCCAAGCACGUCCGACGACAUCGCUAACGACCCGCGCUACUACGUCGCUCCACCCGCGUACUCCCCUGGCGAUGGGUAUGGCAUCCUGACGUCUGGAUCGCAGGUAGAGGUGCCGCCUCUGCCAGUUAAGCGUGUACCUUCUAGCACGCUUGCGCCUCCGGAGGGAGAUGUCCAGCGCAACGUCGUCCGUCGCCGCGCGAGCGCUAGCGGACCGUCGAGCGAAGAUGGAUUGAGCAUAGCUUCGCUGGACGAGUAGACGUAGUCCUUUCUUUCUUCUACCCACUGCUGGUCAACUUUCCUUCUUUAUUGGCUCGAGGCGGGCUAUGGCGCCCUCUAUGCCUCUUCGUUCACGGAUUAUCACGACUUUCUGGUCUUCUUCCACCAAUUGCGGGUUUCCUCAUUCAUGUAGCCAUACUUCUGUACACCGUUCCACCUUCGGUAUAUUGUCAGAAAUCAAUUUUUGUUCCUCCCUAGCAAGGUCGCGGCACAUGCACG
This is a messenger RNA of Schizophyllum commune H4-8, 2155 nucleotides long. RefSeq lists its product as uncharacterized. The record is from RefSeq and is a predicted model, not a curated record. The coding region runs from base 219 to 1916 and encodes 565 amino acids. The transcript has 3 exons. NCBI's taxonomy places the organism in Eukaryota, Fungi, Basidiomycota, Agaricomycetes, Agaricales, Schizophyllaceae.